This is a messenger RNA of Marmota flaviventris (yellow-bellied marmot), 1831 nucleotides long. Its product is annotated as keratin, type I cytoskeletal 42. The record is from RefSeq and is a predicted model, not a curated record. Gene Ontology annotation, cellular component: cytoskeleton. Gene Ontology annotation, molecular function: structural molecule activity. NCBI's taxonomy places the organism in Eukaryota, Metazoa, Chordata, Mammalia, Rodentia, Sciuridae. Gene Ontology annotation, biological process: epithelial cell differentiation; intermediate filament organization.
CUGAGGCUCCAACACCACCUUUGUUUCUGAACAAUGAACUGCUAAGAGGCCAUCUUGCCCAGGCUGGGCCUGGGCACAGGAAGGGGCCUAGGGGAAGCAUUUGGCAUGUCCAGCCUGAGCCCCAGGCCCUGGGCGGCUGGUACAGAGGAAAAUUAUAUGGCUGGGGUUUUGGCUUGGACUUCAAGGGCCAGGGGCCCAGCCUCCCUUCAGUUUGGCUAUAAAGAGUGGCCCAGGGUCUCUGUCCAGACCAGACCCUGUGCCUGACCUGUGGAUACCAUGGCUGCCACCACCACCAGCAUCCGCCAGUUCUCAUCCUCUGGCUCUGUCAAGGGCCUGUGCGUGCCUGGCGGGGGUUUCUCCCGGAUGUCCUCCGUCCGCGUCGGGGGUGCCUGUCGGGCCCCCAGCCUCCUGGGAGGCGGCAGCUGCGGCAACAUGUCCGUCACCUCGUCCCGCUUCUCGUCGGGUUUCGGGGGUGGCUAUGGCGGUGGCUACACCUGCAACCUGGGUGGGGGCUUUGGCUCCAGCUUUGGGGUGUCGGAUGCCCUGCUGGGGGGCGGUGAGAAGGAGACCAUGCAGAACCUCAACGACCGCCUGGCCUCCUACCUGGACAAGGUGCGCGCCCUGGAGGAGGCCAACGCCGACCUGGAGAUGAAGAUCCGUGAAUGGUACAAGAAGCAGGGCCCCGGGCCUGCCCGAGACUACAGCCACUACUUCAAGACCAUCGAGGACCUGCGCAGCAAGAUCCUGGCAGCUACCAUCGACAAUGCCAGCUUGGUGCUCCAGAUUGACAAUGCCCGUCUGGCCGCUGAUGACUUCCGCACUAAGUACGAGACGGAGCUGAACCUGCGCAUGAGCGUGGAGGCCGACAUCAACGGCCUGCGCAGGGUGCUGGACGAGCUGACCCUGGCCAGGGCUGACCUGGAGAUGCAGAUCGAGAGCCUGAAGGAGGAGCUGGCCUACCUCAAGAAGAACCACGAGGAGGAAAUGAAUGCCCUUCGUGGCCAGGUGGGCGGGGACGUCAGUGUGGAGAUGGACGCAGCCCCGGGCGUGGACCUGAGCCGCAUCCUGAAUGAGAUGCGUGACCAGUAUGAGAAGAUGGCCGAGAAGAACCGCAAGGAUGCCGAGGACUGGUUCUUCACCAAGACGGAGGAGCUGAACCGCGAGGUGGCCACCAACACCGAGGCCCUGCAGAGCAGCAGGACCGAGAUCACAGAGCUCCGCCGCUCGGUGCAGAACCUGGAGAUCGAGCUGCAGUCGCAGAUCAGCAUGAAAGCAUCCCUGGAGAACAGCCUGGCGGAGACGGAGGCGCGCUACGGGGCCCAGCUGGCCCAGCUGCAGGGGCUCAUCAGCAGCAUCGAGCAGCAGCUUUGCGAGCUGCGCUGCGACAUGGAGCGCCAGAACCACGAGUACCAGGUGCUGCUGGACGUGAAGACGCGGCUGGAGCAGGAGAUCGCCACCUACCGCCGCCUGCUGGAGGGCGAGGACUCCCACCUGGCCUCUCAGUAUUCCUCGUCCCUGGCCUCGCAGCCCUCCCGCGAAGCCACGGUGACAAGCCGCCAGGUGCGCACCAUCGUGGAGGAAGUCCAGGAUGGCAAGGUGGUCUCCUCCCGUGAGCAGGUCCACCGCUCCACUCACUGAUGCCCCUUUCAGCAUAUUGAAGGCCAAGGGGCAGCCAUCGCCUCCAGCUCCCAGCACGCUGCUGCCAGGCCCCAAGCGCCUGCCUGGGCCCCACCCCAUGAGCUGCUCAGCCUUUCUGUAUUUGCUUCCUGCAGCCCCCCAAUCAGGGGCCUCCUGAGUUUGCCUCGUGACUGCAAUUAAAGCUUUGCUGAAG